AUGCAGUCAACUACAUUUGGAAUUGAUUUGGGAACUACUAAUUCAGUAGCGGCAUUAUGGAAGAAUGGAAGUAUUGAUGUGUUAGCAUACAAGACUAGUUCCCAUCUGUUUCCUUCUUGUGUUGCCUAUAAUAAAAGGAAUCCUGCCCAAAGUAUUGUUGGGUAUUUUGCUAAACUAAAAAUGCAAACCACAAGCUAUGGUGUUUUCCACAGUUGUAAACGCCUUCUCGGAGUUACUUAUGACAAUCCCAUCGUUGCAAAAAUGAAUGGAUCUGUGGGAUAUGAUAUACGAAAUGGAGCUGAUGACAAACUUGUCGUUGCUAUUCAAACUGAAACUGGGGAUGUAGUAAAACAUCCUGAAGAUGUCGGUGCUAUGAUUCUAUCAGCAAUCGCCGAAGAAAUGAAAGCUUAUGCUGGAUAUGAUAUACGAAAUGCUGUAAUAACAGUUCCUGCAUAUUUCGAUCAAUAUAAACGAGAUUUGACAAAAUUGGCGGGUCAAAUCGCGGGUUUGAAUGUUCGUGCUAUUAUUUCCGAGCCUCAAGCCGCUGCUUAUGCUUAUCUUGAUUUUACUACUGAAGAGCGAAAUUCGACUUUUAUGAUAUAUGAUUUAGGCGGUGGUACCUUUGAUGUAACAAUUUUAAGAUGUGAAGGAGAUCAAUUCACAGAACUAGCUACUGAUGGUGAUAUAUUUUGUGGUGGUCUUGAUUUUGACAAAUUGAUAUUGGAUGAAAUGAAGCAGAGAUACAUGGAACAAAUUGGGGAACCAAUUCCUGCGAAGUUAAUAGCCAAAGUUCUCUCAAAUUGCGAGCAAGCCAAAAUUGCUUUACUAACCUCUCCUCACACUGAGAUAGAAAUUACAGAUGAUGUGUAUCUCAGUUUUACAUUGGCUGAAAUGAAUCGAUUAAUCGGCCCUAAACUUGCAGACACUUUGAAGAUUUGUGAUCGAGCAAUUGCAGCAGCUAAAAUCACUGUUUCAGAUAUUGAUAGUAUCAUUCUUGUUGGUGGUUCAACUCGACUUCUGUUAGUUGAAGAAUUACUGAAAGGCCAUUUUCCUACGAUUCCUAUAAAAGGAAACAUCAGUCCUGAUGAAUGUGUGGCCUAUGGUGCAGCUAAAUAUGGACAUAAUCUCGAUUUACAUCCAGAUGUAAAUGUGACUGUACCUGAACCUGCAUUUGAAGCUGUUAAACUUGAUCCUGUACCUGUUCCGGUAUAUCCUGAUUUGCCUGUAGUUGUUGAGCAUAUUCCAACUCCACAGCCUAGUAUGGAACAACCCGUACGGGUUAUUGAUAUUGCAUGCGUGGAAUACUUUGCUCGAUGCCCUAGCGACAUUGGAAUUGCAAAUAGAGGACGAAUGGAAGUUCUCAUUCCACGAAACACUGCUUUACCUAAGUUGGAGAAAAAAUUGAUUCGUUUGAGGAAUGUCGAACGUCCACUAACUCGCAUUCCACUUUAUCAAGGCAAUGAUCCGAUCGCUAAGAAUAAUGGAAUGCUGAAGAGACUUGAAGUGAAAUUGGAACUACACAAAGACGCUUAUUUACUCAUAAUAUUGGAUAUGCAGAAGGAUGGAUCUUUAUCUGUGCGAGUAGUGGACUUUAAUACUGGAGAUAGUUACGAAUACAAAGAUAUUCAAUCAGCAAUGUCACAAGAAGAAUUGAGAGGUCGUCAAGAUGCAGUUGAGCAAGAAAGAAGAACUAGAAAUUAUGUAAGUGAAAUGGAUAACAUUCGUAAUCGACUACAAAAGUGGGGCUUCUCGCUGAUAGAAGCAGGAGCCAGCGAAGAAGACCAAAAGAUCAUUAACCAAAGAAUAAGGCAGUUGUCGCGAUUAGAAAGUUUUGAAUUAACCGAAGAUUUAACAGACGAAAUCUAUAAUAUUUUUGCUGAAAUCAGCGAGAGGAUGCAGUCAACUACAUUUGGAAUUGAUUUGGGAACUACUAAUUCAGUAGCGGCAUUAUGGAAGAAUGGAGCUAUUGAAGUAUUAGCAUACAAGACAGGAUCACGUCUGUUUCCUUCUUGUGUUGCCUAUAAUAAAAAGAAUCCUGCCCAAAGUAUUGUUGGGUAUUUUGCUAAGCAAAAAAUGCAAACCACAAGCUAUGGUGUUUUCCACAGUUGUAAACGCCUUCUCGGAGUUACUUAUGACAAUCCCAUCGUUGCAAAAAUGAAUGGAUCUGUGGGAUAUGAUAUACGAAAUGGAGCUGAUGACAAACUUGUCGUUGCUAUUCAAACUGAAAGUGGAGAUGUAGUAAAACAUCCUGAAGAUGUCGGUGCUAUGAUUUUAUCAGCAAUCGCCGAAGAAAUGAAAGCUUAUGCUGGAUGUGAUAUACGAAAUGCUGUAAUAACAGUUCCUGCAUAUUUCGAUCAAUACAAACGAGAUUUGACAAAAUUGGCGGGUCAAAUCGCGGGUUUGAAUGUUCGUGCUAUUAUUUCCGAGCCUCAAGCUGCUGCUUAUGCUUAUCUUGAUUUUACUACUGAAGGACGGGAUUCGACUUUUAUGAUAUAUGAUUUAGGCGGUGGUACCUUUGAUGUAACAAUUUUAAGAUGUGAAGGAGAUCAAUUCACAGAACUAGCUACUGAUGGUGAUAUAUUUUGUGGUGGUCUUGAUUUUGACAAAUUGAUAUUGGAUGAAAUGAAGAAGAGAUAUAUGGAUGAAACUGGGGAACCAAUUCCUGCGAAGUUAAUAGCCAAAGUUCUCUCAAAAUGUGAGCAAGCCAAAAUUGCUUUACUAACCUCUCCUCACACUGAGAUAGAUAUUACGGACGAUGUGAUAGUGGACUUUACUCGAGCCGAAAUGAAUCGAUUAAUCGGCCCUAAACUUGCAGACACUUUGAAGAUUUGUGAUCGAGCAAUUGCAGCAGCUAAAAUCACUGUUUCAGAUAUUGACAGUAUCAUUCUUGUUGGUGGUUCAACUCGACUUCUGUUAGUUGAAGAAUUACUGAAAGGCCAUUUUCCUACGAUUCCUAUAAAAGGAAACAUCAGUCCUGAUGAAUGUGUGGCCUAUGGUGCAGCUAAAUAUGGACAUAAUCUCGAUUUACAUCCAGAUGUAAAUGUGACUGUACCUGAACCUGCAUUUGAAGAUGCUGAACUUGUUCCUGUAUUUGAUAAUUUUCCACCACCUGUUCCAGCUCCUCUAUGUCCUCCAUCGUCUGCUCCAAGCUCUAUACCUCCUCCACCCCCUGUUCCAGGGUCUGUUGAAGAGUAUAUUCUCGCGUUCGAAUCAAGAUAUCCCGAUCUGCCUCCCAGGGAUGAGCAUAUUCCAACUCCACAGCCUAGUAUUGAGCAGCCCGUAGUUGUUACUGAUAUUGGAGGUGUGAAAUACUUUGCUCGAUGCCCUAGCGACAUUGGAAUUGCAAAUAGAGGACGAAUGGAAGUUCUCAUUCCACGAAACACUGCUUUACCUAAGUUGGAGAAAAAAUUGAUUCGUUUGAGGAAUGUCGAACGUCCACUAAUUCGCAUUCCACUUUAUCAAGGCAAUGAUCCGAUCGCUAAGAAUAAUGGAAUGCUGAAGAGACUUGAAGUGAAAUUGGAACUACACAAAGACGCUUAUUUACUCAUAAUAUUGGAUAUGCAGGAAGAUGGAUCUUUAUCUGUGCGAGUAGUGGACUUUAAUACUGGAGAUAGUUACGAAUACAAAGAUAUUCAAUCAGCAAUGUCACAAGAAGAAUUGAGAGGUCGUCAAGAUGCAGUUGAGCAAGAAAGAAGAAUUAGAAAUCAUCUACUUGCAUUGGAUAACAUUCGUAAUCGACUGCAAAAGUGGGGUUUCGUGCUGAUAGAAGCAGGAGCCAGCGAAGAAGACCAAAAGAUCAUUAACCAGACCGACAGACGUUUACAGAACGAUCAAUUAACCGAAGAAUUAUUGGAUGAGGUCUAUAAGAUUUAUGAUGAAAUACACAAAAAGUUAAUUCAAUAA
Blastocystis hominis is the source of this 3903-nucleotide messenger RNA. RefSeq lists its product as hypothetical. Lineage: Eukaryota; Bigyra; Opalinata; Blastocystidae. The transcript is spliced from 2 exons. Gene Ontology annotation, biological process: protein refolding; cellular response to unfolded protein. The record is from RefSeq and is a predicted model, not a curated record. Gene Ontology annotation, cellular component: cytoplasm. The coding region runs from base 1 to 3903 and encodes 1300 amino acids. Gene Ontology annotation, molecular function: misfolded protein binding; ATP binding; ATP-dependent protein folding chaperone.